AUGAUGCUUAUGUUGCAAGUUUGUUGUUGGCUUUCCUUUCAUAUAUUGAUACUCUCACUAUUUAUGUCUUUACUAAAUACUAAACUACUCCAUUUGGUGGCAGCAUGUGAUGUCCCUGGAAUUAAAAGAUUAGUUCCACGCACAUGGAGGGAGUGGGAAUUCUUUGAUAAUAUUUAUGAACUAGUUGGUGUGCCUGUGGUCACAGUGCAACUCAGAUACAACGGCUGGGUCACAGAGUUACAGGAUUUAGAACGUUCAAGGCAAGUAAGGCAAGCUGCAGGGUUGGAUAAUCUCCUUUAUACCCCAGAUGCAGAUUUCUCAUGCUUUGCAGACCUUGCACUCUCAUCACCUGAAGACUAUUACCUCGAGGGACAAGGCUCAUUGCUCCAGUAAGGAAAAUUCUCUUCGUUUUG
Camellia sinensis is the source of this 413-nucleotide messenger RNA. Lineage: Eukaryota; Viridiplantae; Streptophyta; Magnoliopsida; Ericales; Theaceae. The record is from RefSeq and is a predicted model, not a curated record.